AUGUGUUGUCAAGAGAGAGAAGUAUUAAAUGUAAAGGAGGUGGAACUGUUCAAAGCUGUUGAUCGCUGGGCCACAAAGGAGAGCGAAAAAGAAAUUCGAAUAGCCCCCAGUAAUGGAGAAGGCACCAGAAAAAGGCACUAAAUAGGUUCUUUGAUUCUCACCCGCGCACAAGAUGGAUGCAUUGAUGCUACGUGAACUGUUACAUUUCUUUAAGUGCAAUAAUUGCAAGAAAGAAAGGUUCUAUGUACCCCUUCUCCCGUCCCAGACCUCCCCCCAUCAAUCCCUUCUAUCAUUCAGCGUUGGGAAUUAUUACAUCACGGGCGACGAGCGGGGGAAGAAGAAAUGAUCGAAAUACGAAUGGUCAGUGGGGAAACAACGUUAAUACUUCAUAUAGAGACAUAUCAAUUGUAAAAAUGGUGAAAAUGGUGUUGUAAAGCCGAAAUGUCGACAGGAAACUUCGCUAAAUAAAAUGUUAAGCAAUUUUUCAAAAGUGUUGAUUGCACAAAUAUCUUUUAUUGCUGUAAUAAACAAUGGAGGCAUUGGAAAGGGUAUCGGUGGCAUCCGGAAGGGCAUCAAGAAGAAUCAUAUUUACGUUUUGUAACUUACAGCGUAACGUGCGUGGCGAAAAAAGAAAACCAAAACCGUGGCCCCCAAAUAAUUCUCACACCUUGCCCCAAAAAAUGUUUAAAUUUUUCGCAACUUCUCCUGUUCCUAUUGGUAGGUCUGGCCAAGCCUUUAUGGUCAUUAGCCCCCGUAUAGCCGCUAACUAUGGCUUAUAAAUACAGGCGUUUAGUGUUACUUGUAAAACUCCCCGAAAAAGUUUUCGAUAGUUAGACGAAACGCGUCGGAGAAUAAAGCAGUUUUACAACUACUGUUCGCAGAGUGUUGCUCACCAGUUUAGUUUUAAACACUAUUUUAAAAAAUUAGUUGCGAUAGCUGAGGCCAGUUUUUCCAUGCAAGUCGUCUGGAUAUACCUUCGCUGAGACGCCUACACAACAUUUCUUAUUUAACUUAUUGGAACUCUUUACCUAAUUUUGCUAUGUCAGCUUCCAGUUUGAAUUCCUUCAGAUCUCGAUUACUGAAUUAUCCCUGUACAUAGUUUUGUUUUGUUAUCUUGAAAUGAGAUUUAUUCAGAUUUUACUUUUUGUUCAUUGUUCAGUUGUUUCUCUAGCUUCUUUCUUAUACAACGUAUAGUUAUUUAUAUUAGCCUUGGAGAGCAGUUUUUAUAUGGGAAUUCAGUUUCUCCUAUUGCUUUCCUUUACCUAUUGUACUUUUAUAUGGUAAUUAAGAUUUAAUGAAUAUUACAUAGUUAUUGUUAGUUAUUAAUAUUGUUGUGGUUUUUAUUAGUAGUUAUUGUAUAGUAGAAUUUUGUACAGUGGUAAAAAGCAUCAUUAAACUUGUUAAACUUUCACCUGCCGUUCGGUUCGGACGUUAAGUUUUCAUUCUAAGUGCAUUUGUUAAAUUGAAUAGGAAAAAAAAACACUUCGAACGGAAAACAGAAUUAUUUUAACGUCUGGAUCUUUUGGACAAAGGUCUCCUAAACGAGUGGCCUUGAUUAUAAAUAUUUAAGCAUGGUUAACAUAUUAGCCUUAACUUGUCUGUUUCUCGAAGCUCAGAGUUUUCUUACUUGCCUUUUUCCACGUGAAAUGGGGCGAUUGAAUUUACAUAAUAAACACUAAAAGAACUACAGCUGAUGGAAAUAUUAAAUUUCUUAUCUUAGGCUGUGGAUAUAAACUUUUUAAUGACUCUAAAAAUAUAAAAAUCGCGAACAAAAUUUUUGUAGAGUUGCUUAGCUUUUCAUUUUUCCGGAAUCGAAAGUCGAUAUUGCAAAAUUCAAGUGAAAAGCAAGCCAACUGUGAUUAACGCCUCAAACAAGGCAAGAUACUUUUUUUUCGUCAUACAAUAAGUUACAUAUCGUAAAUAUCAUUCUUCUUGAUGCCUUUCCCGAUGCCUCCGUUCGUUAAUAUAGCAGCAAAAAUUUCGUUCCAGUCAAAGCGUUUGGAAAAUUGCUCAACUUUUUAAGCAGCGAAGUGUAACUUGGUAACAUUUUGGCUUUACAACACGAUUGUUUUCUGCAAGUUACAAAACGUAAAUAUGAUUCUUCUUGGUGCUUUUCCGAAUGCCAGUGAUGCCUUUUCCGAUGCCUCCAUUGUUUAUUACAGCAGUAAAAGAUAUAUGUACAAUCAAUACUUUUGAAAAAUUGCUUAACAUUUUAUUUAGCAAAGUAUAAUGCUAACAUUUUGGCUUUACAAACACUAUUGUUUUCUGCAACUACAACUGAUAUGUCUCUAUAUAACGUAUUAAAGUUGUUUCCCCGCUGACCAUUUGUAUUUCCAACAAUUUUUUCUUCCCCCGCUCCUCGCCCGUGAUGCAGUAACUCUCUUCAGCAUUGAGGACCGAUUAUGGAUGCAAAAAGAUGAUAGAUGCGUAAUACGUCAGUAAACCUGCUAUAUUUCUUAUUUCGAUAGAAUUUUCAGAUUGAUCAAACGGCAAUAUUAUUCAAACCCUUGUAAUAUAUUAGGUUAAAUGAAACCGUUCGAUUAUCGUAACUUCAUGAGCAGAGACGUGGACAACCUGGAAACGAGGAAUUAACUCUCUUGCGUGACUCGAGGGACAAAUGUGACACGUCAACAACUCACGGCAAAGGUUGAUAGUAUUCAAUAGAGUUUGAUUUGUGAAGAGAACUGAGAGCAAAACCUAGCAAUGGCAGCUGAAGAUAAUUGGCAGACGAAGCUUCCGACUCUCGUCGAAAGAACUGCGUUCAUUUUCAACAGCGAGAUAUUGAGCGAUGUGAAGUUUGUCGUUCCUAUGUCGAUUGGUGAAAGUGAAAGUAAGAAGGUGAUCCCAGCUCACAAGUUUGUGCUCGCAAUCAGUAGUCCUGUGUUCUUUGCCAUGUUCUAUGGUCAAAUGGCGGAGACUAAAGACUCUAUUGAACUGCCUGACUGUGACUACGAGAGUCUGUUGGAGUUGUUUCGUUUCUUGUACACCGACAAAGUAAAUUUAAGCGGAAGUGAUGUGAUGCAAGUACUGUACUUGGCGAACAAAUACAUGGUGUCUUCGCUCGCCGAGAAAUGCGUAGAAUGUCUUCGAGACAACCUGAAAGCAUCAAAUGUGUUUUUCAUUCUGCCGCACGCUCAGAAAUAUGAAGAUAAAGAUUUGGAAGAUCGAUGCUGGGAAGUGAUUGAAAAGCAGACGGAAGAAGCUGUGACUUCAGAUGGAUUUAUUACAGUUGAGCGAUCUAUUGUUGAAUCUGUUGUGAAGCGAGAGGAGUUGAGCGUAACGGAACUAGAACUGUUUAAGGCAGUCGAUCGCUGGGCCACAGCAGAAGUCCAAAGGCAAGGAUUUACUCCUGAUGGAAAGACAAAGAGACGAAUUCUUGGGGAGGACAUUGUUAAAGCAAUACGAUUUCCAUUGGUACUCAUGAAGGAUUUUAUGUCAGUUGUAUUUGAUUCUGAUAUUCUCACUUUUCACGAGGUUGGAAACAUGAUGAAACAUUACAGCGGCGUUUUAAAAUACCCUUUGUUAUUUAAGGAUACCGCAAGGAGCCUUUUGUUCCGAUUUAAUCGAUUUCCAAAGUUCUUUCCUCCAGCUCAUAAAAGGGGAAUUUGGUCAUACUCGGGUGGAACUGACAGUAUCGAAUUCACAACAAACAAGCCAAUCUUGCUCCAUGGUGUUCAGUAUUUUGGCUCAGACGGUGGCAAGUAUACUGUUUCAACCAAAGUUAAAGUUUCAGCCCACGAUUCUUGUCUCGGAAAGGAAUCAGGAACAUACUCUUCCAUAAAGGAAGAGACUAAUAAUUAUCAUGGCUUCGAUGUAAUGUUUGAUCCGCCAAUUCGUUUGGAGGCUCAUGAAAGGUAUAGGCUUGUGUCGCUUAUCAAGGGUCCUUUAUCAUGGCAUGGAGAAGAGGGAGUAACGUCUUUUGAAUCGAAAGGAGUGCUGGUCAAUUUCAUGAAGUCAGUAGAGAGUGCCAAUGGGACUUCGGAAACGAGUGGCCAAUUUCCAGCUUUCAUAUUUAGUACUUGUCAGGCAUAAAUAAUUGGAAAUUAGUUUUGAAUUGUUUUUGCUGCUAAUAGUUGAUGAAGUUAAAAAUUAUUGAAUACGUAGCGUACUUUUAUUCGUUGCGACCUUGUAAGUGUUCAGAAGUGAAUUAAGUGCUACGACGGAAUAUUGGAAUGCUUUUGAAAUGUUUCACCUAUUACUUAAGUUGUAACAUUAAACAAUAAUGACAAUCUGAAAUAAAAAUAAACCUUCGAACAGUUGUUGUAUCGUCAGCCAGAAAUUAGAUGGAGAAUCCCCCCGGUAAAUAAAAGCUUUACUUUGAGACCAUUUAGUAUUCUCGGGGUGGGGGGGAUGGGGGGGAGUGGUUGCAGGAUUUAGGGGAUCACAAGAUUUUCAGGGAGAAUGGAGGGGGGAUCUGUCGUCGCUAACAGAGUAGAAAGAGGGGACUAUAGAGAAUUGACUGCCAAUAAGGGGUAUCAUCAGAAUAAUACAGAGCUUUACGGGGGGUGGCGGAGGUGAUGGCAGGAUUUAGAGGAUCACAAGAUUUUUAGGGAGAAUGGAGGGGGGAUCUAUAGCCAAAAUUAAAGAGGGGACUAUAGAAAAUUGAAUGCCAAUAAGGGGUAUCAUCAGAAUAAUACAAGCCUUUAGAGUGGGGGGGGGUUGGUUGCAGGAUUCUGGGGGAUCACAAGAUUUUCAGGGAGAAUGGAGGGGGGAUCUGUCGUCGCUAACAGAGUAUAAAGAGGGGACUAUAGAAAAUUGAAUGCCAAUAAGGGGUAUCAUCAGAAUAAUACAGAGCCUUUAGAGUGGGGAGGGGGGGGGGUUGGUUGCAGGAUUUUGGGGAUCACAAGAUUUUCAAGGAGAAUGGAGGGGGGAUCUGUCGUCGCCAAUAAAGUAUAAAGAGGGGACUAUAGAGAAUUGACUGCCAAUUAGAAGUAUCGUCAGAAUAAUACGGGGGGUGGGGGAGGUGAUGGCAGGAUUUAGAGGAUCACCAGAUUUUUAGGGAGAAUGGAGGGGGGGAUCUGUCGUUGCCAAUAGAGUAUAAAGAGGGGACUAUAGAAAAUUGAAUGCCAAUAAGGGGUAUCAUCAGAAUAAUACAGAGCCUUGGGGGGGGGGGGGGGUUGGUUGCAGGAUUUUGGGGAUCACAAGAUUUUCAGGGAGAAUGGAGGGGGAUUUGUUGUCGCCAAUAUAAUAUAAAGAGGGGACUAUAGAGAAUUGGCUGCCAAUUAGAAGUAUCGUCAGAAUAAUACAGAGCUUUGCGGAGGGAGGGGUGGGGGAUCAAAUGAAUUUUAUUUUGACUCAACCAAAGUUUUCCAGCCACCCCACCAUACUAUGAAAUAUCACUUGACCCUCCUUCUACAUCGUUUAGCAGUAUUGUUUCCUUCAUUCCUUUAAUUUCAACAAAGGCAUGUUAUGGAAAAUGUGUCUAUUGUUUUGUGGCAGAGUUCUACCUCAUCCCACUUUUUGCUUCGUUGGUGCACAGUGAUUCAUAAUUGCAAUAAUUGAUUAUUUUGUAGUAAAGUUAUUCAGAAAACAUCCCAAAACAAGUUUAGUCUGCUGUUCAUAUGAGGGCCUAAAGAACACGUAACGGUUGGCCGGAAAUAGAGUGUUGCGUGAUGUGUAACACCACGGGUGGUUUAUCCUUUAUUCUCCACAAAAAGUAUAAACUGAAAUACAAAGUUCAGAGAAUUUUAAUAGAGAGCAGAAAACGACCCCUAAAAAACACGGACGUAAUUAUCAUGUGUAUCGGAAGAGAGUAUCGUUUUGUUGCAAAUUAAGAGCCUAUAACAGCCCAUAAUACUGCACAAUGUCAGUGCCACUGGGCAACAGUAGAAAUGAUGUCUUUAUUAUAGGCUCAUUGUUUUCCUGACGAUACUGAAAAAAGAAAAAACAGAGUGAUCGUUUAACCUUUUCACUCUUAAGAAUGACCAACAAGUAAUUUCUCCUAACAACAUCAACAAAUUUUCCGAUCGAAAAGUGAUGAGGAAUUCAACAUCCACCAGCGAAAACUGUCUGAUUUAACACGUGACUCUUUGAGCCGAAAUUUAAAGAAAGAUAUCACUAACGGGGAAGAAAAAAAGGACAUCGAGAUCUUGGGAGUGAAGAGGCCAAUUAAUAACAGAAGGAUGUGUUGUCAACUUCUAGUCAGUUUGCAAACCCAAAAAUCAUCAGAGGUUUGCAAUGGUUGAAAAUUAGCAAACAUAAAGAGUAAGAUGGACGGGAGCAGCAAUGAAACUGGGCGCACUUGAGUCAUUUCAUGGUGACGUUUUCCUUACCCCCCCGUUAUUUAUAUCACAGUCAGAGUUCAAGCCUACACUUCUCGGUCACUACUCAGUAUUGUCAGGCUUAUGUGAGGGUCUCGAUAGGGUUAACCGUUAGCCGUAAAAUGAACAAAGAAUUUAGCCAUUAAUGGUAAAAAGAAACAAAUUUUAAGUGUCAGUCGUAUAUAAGUUAACCGUAAAAAUUUUUCCUAUCUCCAAAGUGUCGUUAUGUGUAUUUCUGGGUUAACCGUUAGCAGUAAAAGCCUUUUCCCCAUUGAGACUCUCUCAAGACAGCUGCAGUAUUAAAGAUGAUUAACACGUUGCUUGUCAAUGAUCCAACUACAUUUUGCUCUCAAGUUUGUCUCCUUACCCCUCUUGUCUUACACAUUGUUUUUGCCGUGUACGACCCCAUUGCCCCGCCUCCAUUCAGUAUUACGACGAAAAGAUGGCUCAUUAUACCGUCCACGGUAAUUUGAUCGGAUUUUGCCUCUUCAAUAGUAUUUUUGAUAUAAUUUAACCACGAGAAGUAGUUGAGAACCGCAAAGAAUAAGAAAAAUCGGAUGGAGGUCUUUGAGGUACAAACGAUUACGCUUAAGUUGCGUGACCUGUGUGACCACGUCAAUUCAGCGGUAGUACUAAUAGAACUGUUUCGAUCCCAUAAAUCUUUGCUUAAAGUAAAACCAAAGCGAACUCAUCAAAAUUUGCUGUAGAAAAGACAUCUGCGAAAACUUUUGAGAGCGGAACAAAACGAUGGCAGAAGAAGAAAAUUGGCAGACGAAACUAUCAACUAUUGCCGAGAAAACCGCUUUCAUCUUCAACAAGGAGCUACUGAGCGAUGUAAAAUUUGUCGUUCCAAUGUCGACUGACGAAAGCGAAAGUAAGAAAGUGAUCCCAGCUCACAAGUUUGUGCUCGCAAUCAAUAGUCCUGUGUUCUUUGCCAUGUUCUAUGGUCAAAUGGCGGAGACUAAAGACUCUAUUGAACUGCCUGACUGUGAGUACGAGAGUCUGUUGGAGUUGUUUCGUUUCAUGUACAGCGACAUUGUGAAUUUAAGCGGAAGUAAUGUGAUACAAGUGCUGUACUUGGCGAACAAAUACAUGGUACCCUCGCUGGGCGAGAAAUGCACAGAAUAUCUCCGAGACAACCUGAAAGCAUCAAAUGUGUUUUGUAUUCUGCCGCAUGCGCAGAAAUUUGAAGAUAAAGACUUAGAAGAUCGAUGCUGGGAAGUGAUUGACGAGCAGACAGAAGAAGCUCUUACAUCGGACGAAUUUGUUUCAGUGGAGCGAUCUGUUGUCGAAUCUGUUGUGAAGAGAGAAGCGUUGAAUGUGACGGAAGUGGAAUUGUUCAAAGCUGUUGAUCGCUGGGUCACAAGAGAAUGUGAACGGCAAGGGAUAACUUCCGAUGGAGAGACAAAAAGACGAGUUCUUGGAGAAGAUAUUGUUAAUGGAAUACGUUUUCCGUUGAUUGAAGAGAAAGAUUUUGCAUCUGUCGUAUUGGACUCUCACCUCUUGAAUCAUGAAGAGUUAUGCAACAUGAUAAAACACUACAACAAUGUUUUGAAUAUUCCUUUACCGUUCGUACAAGCCCGUCGAGUUAUUUCCUGUAAGCAACGAUGUUAGAGGUUUAACGAGUUCGGCAAAGGCUGGAUUUACAGUGGCAUCAGCCUUGACGGUAUUCUUCUCUCCGUCAACAAGCCUAUCAAGUUACACGGAGUAGAACAUUUUGGUUCUGAGGGCGGUAAGUAUACAGUUAAGACAGACAUUGUUGAUCACAUGGGCAAUACUUUGCUUGUUAGUCGAGCAGGAAAUUAUGCUUCAGAAAAAAGCGAUACCCGCGCUUGUUACGGCUUUGAUGUGUUGUUCGAUCGUCCUGUUAUUUUGGAGGCAAAUAAAGAAUACAAGGUAAAGUCGCUCAUCAAGGGCCCCUUCGUCAUGGAGCGGCAAAAAUGGGCAAACACCAGUGGAGUGCCAGGGAGUGCAAUUUACGUUUCGUUGUUCGACGGAUAG
This is a messenger RNA of Pocillopora meandrina, 8261 nucleotides long. NCBI's taxonomy places the organism in Eukaryota, Metazoa, Cnidaria, Anthozoa, Scleractinia, Pocilloporidae. The record is from the annotation of a GenBank genome assembly.